AUGAUUUCUGGGAUUCUGGGCCAUCCGUUGGGUCUGGCCGUUGUCGGACCCUUUCUAGGCUUCUUGUUGGGAAUUGCUGUGCUGGAGGCGGCAUACCCGGGGAUCCUCCCACAGCCUUUACUCAAUGUGCUUUCCGCACCCAUCAAUGUGUAUUUGUCGUGGUGCUAUCCCAUCAAAAGCGCAGACGGCACAAAGGACUUACCCUCUUGUGCAUAUCGCUGGCCUAAUGGACAAGGAGACACGGCCAAAUUCCUACAAGGGAUUGAGAACAGUCCGCGCUGGGAGAAAGCUUUCGGAAGUAUCUACCGGAUUUGGAGUGGAACCAAGCCUGAGGUUGUCCUCACACGCCCGGAGCACCUCCAACCGGUCUUUUUCGAUUCUGACCAACAUACCAAAGCGUUGAAUAACAACUCCGGAUAUCUACUGGGAGAGCUACUAGGAAAAUGCGUGGGUCUGAUCAGCCCACCACAGUGGCAAUCGGUUCGAGCAGUCACCCAACCUCCCUUCCUGUACCCGGCGUGUGUGGCUCAAACCGACCGGAUUCAAGAGAUCGUGCGCUCCUUCUUUCAGGAGCUGGAGCUUGACGACACUGGAUCCCUAGCAAGAGGACUAAUUCACCCCGCGCAUGACCUGAAGAUGCUACCUUUUUGGGUGGUCUGCGAGUUGUUCUACGGACGCUUGCCGUGGCACCUGGUCCAGGAGCUGAAGCGGCUCGCUCCACUGCGGGAGAAUCUCAUGAAGCAUGCAAUCCGUGGUGGACUUGCGCGUUUCAGCUGGUCACGGUAUCUGCCUACGCAGGCAAAUCGGGAGUUGAAGAAUUUCCAGAGCCGUUGGCGACAAUUCAACCGGGACGUAGUGGCACAGGCACGAAGGGCCGAGAAACCUGCUCCAAUCGCAAAGAUGUACGAUGCCGUUGAUCGAAGGGAGAUUAGUGAAGAUCAGCUCCUGCAAACACUGGAUGAGGCCCUAUUUGCCAACCUGGAUGUCACUACCGGCGGCCUCUCAUGGAACCUUGUGUUUUUGGCCGCGCACCCGGACUGCCAGAGGAAGCUUCGAGAGGAAAUCACCGAAGCGACAGGAUCGGGGAGCUUAAACAAGUAUCUCCAAAGCCAGUCAACCUACCUACAAGCAUGUAUUCUCGAAUCCAGCCGUAUGAAGCCACUCGCGGCAUUCUCGGUUCCCCAGUCUGCACCGUCGGAGCGGGUAGUCGGAGGAUUCCGCAUCCCGGCCAGGACGAAUUUUGUUGUUGAUGCUUAUGCUCUCAAUAUUCGCAGUCCCUACUGGGCUCCAGACAACGAGACCUACCGCCCGGAACGGUUUCUUGACCGUAAGAAUGUGGAGUUGAGGUAUUCAUUUUGGAGAUUCGGCUUUGGGCCUCGACAGUGUAUGGGCAAGUAUGCGGCGGAUGCCGUGAUUCGGACUACGUUGGUAUACCUUCUCCUGCACUAUAACCUGUCGUUAAUGGAAGAGGGCGAUUGGACUCGAGAUAAAGAGUCAUGGAUUACCCAUCCAGACUUCCACCUUUGCUGUGUAAAACGGGGCCAGAAAGACUGA
Molecule: messenger RNA, 1554 nt
Organism: Aspergillus udagawae
Lineage: Eukaryota; Fungi; Ascomycota; Eurotiomycetes; Eurotiales; Aspergillaceae
Product: cytochrome P450
Exons: 4
Coding region: 1-1554 (517 amino acids)
Molecular function (GO): monooxygenase activity; heme binding; oxidoreductase activity, acting on paired donors, with incorporation or reduction of molecular oxygen
Source: RefSeq, a predicted model, not a curated record